AUGAUCAACCCUAACCCUGACCCAACAAACGGACUCAUGGCACAGGACUCCCUCCGACGGCGCAUGAUCGGCCACGGCGCCCUCAUGAUACUGACGGCCCUACUAGGUGGUUUCGGCCUAUACAUGCACAUCAUGGGCGGUAUCGAAAUAUCCCCCGGGCAUCUGAUCACGUUCAACGUUCCCGGCACAGAAGCCGGUUGGGUGCGGUGUCAUACAGGUUCCGUGGCAAAUGGGUUCAUGGUUAUCGUGACGGCACUCGGGAUGGUGCACUUGCCUGUUCCUGAAAAGGCCGCCAAGCGAAUUGGCUGGGUUGUUGUCAUGGACGGGUGGUCAAAUGUGGGAUUUUACUUUUUUGGCAACCUCUCGCCUAAUCGGGGCCUUGCGCUGGGAAAGACACAUGUUGGCGAUGCGGAUGCUUGGAGUGUCCUGGCUUUUGUUCCGGCCGUGGUAUUUGGCUUCUUGGUUGUUGGGGCGUUUGCGGAAUUGGGUUACUACGGAUUGUUUGACAAGAACAAUAGUCCAGGUCCGAGCCAUGAGUUUGACAUUGGGGCAUAUGGUCAGAAGACAAAGUAA
Metarhizium brunneum ARSEF 3297 is the source of this 573-nucleotide messenger RNA. It is a transcript of the gene styC, whose product is annotated as Styrene-oxide isomerase. The record is from RefSeq and is a predicted model, not a curated record. Lineage: Eukaryota; Fungi; Ascomycota; Sordariomycetes; Hypocreales; Clavicipitaceae.